AUGCCCCUUCAUACGCACACCUGCUCGUUAGACGGCAGUUUACAGUAAAUAAAGCCUUGACCAUACCUGCAUAUUAUGAAUCACAGUUUUGAAAAUGUUACCUAAACUUCUGUUGAUUACGAUCGUUAUUACGGUUCUUUUGAACUAUGGAGAGGCCAUUAUGUGCCACCGUUGCAACAGCGCCAUGGGAGGUUGUGGUGCUGAUGGUGUGGUGUGGAGAAUGUUUCCAUGGAGAGAUUGUGGCGAUUCUAAGUUCUGCGUCAAAGUAAUCACUAAACAGGAUGGUGAGGAAAAGAUCUUACGUGAAUGUGAAUCAGAAUUGAUGAAGACUGCGUUCCAUCGUCUCAAGAUGCCUGUUCUCCGACGCCAUGGUUACUGCAGGCCAGCUCGCAAGAAUGACUUUUGGAAUCCGCUACAGACCACCGAUGAAUCAAUCCAAUACUGCUUCUGUAAUGACUGGAAUGGGUGCAACUCUGCCUCCAGACUGUUCAGCACAUUAGUGCCAGUGACCUCCCUUGGACUAUCUGUUAUGCUCCUUUUGAAAAACAUGCUCUGAGUUUACCAAUGAGGGUAUUUGUGGACAAAACUCAAAAAGCACAUUCCAACAUCACAGAUUUUUUCCCCCAUUUAUUGUAUGUUGAAAACAUGUAUUAGGAUCGUUGCAUUUGAAUAAGUUAAUAUGAUAUAUUUAUACAUUGUAUGAAACCCUUCUUUAAUUUCAUAUUCCACAAUAAUUCAGGAAAUUAAAGUUAUUUAGCCGCAAAAUUGACUUAAUUUUGAAUGUCUUUUUAUUUCCAUGAGAUUAAAUGAUUAAAUAAAUUAUAAAUAGCAUAGUUAUUGACAUCUUACACACGUUAUUGAUGCUUUUGAGUUUCUAACGAUACUUUAGAUUUGAGUCUUAUGGUAAAUAAUGUUUAUGUCGAAUAGUAACUAUGGUCUGUAUUUAAAGGUUACUAAGAUUUGAUUAAAAGCGUAACUUAGGCUUGAAUCUAAUGGUAGCGGCAUCUAUGUUUUGAGUCUAACAGUAACUAAAGUUUGAGCAUGGGAUUAAGAGUAUUCUCUUAAAACGUGCUGUUAUUGUUCUUGAUAAUAUAUACAAUGAUAUUUAUAAACAAUUUUCACCCAAACAUUAAAGAGGAAAAACAGUAGUGCACUUCAAUAUAUAACUAUGGUUUUUCUUAUGAUAUGACCUAUAUAUUUUGAUAAAUGAUAAUUCUUUCUGUAUGCUUUUUUCUUUUAUAUAUUGUAUAGUAUCGGGUAGAUACUGUUGUUUAUAUAUAUUUAAAAACUGACUGUUAAUGUACAAUCUGCUUAAAUGAUGCAAAAAGCGACAUCUUGCAAAUACUGUGACUGAAUAGUAAUGUUAAGCUGCAGCAGAAGUUUUCAUAUCUAUCUUUUAAAAGGUGUGGACUGGAAGCAGCAAAUGAUUAUACCUUAUCUUAAAUUAUGUAAUUGAUAUUUUUUAAUCAUCUCAAGUUAUAGAAUUAAGAAAAGUGUGCUCUUUCGAAAUAUGUCAUUUAUCAGCUUUCCACUGAUUACGUUAGACUCCUGGGUCAAUUUUUACAAGAUUUGAUGAAACUUUGUUAUUGUCACAAACUGCACAAGUGACAAGAGAAAACAAUAAAAUUAAUUCCUCAAUUUCGAUUUUCAAGUUUUACAGAACCUACUUUGUAUGUGACAGUGUGUACAGUCAUUGUGAAUACCUUUUAUACAUAUCAUUAUAUUGUUGUUUCUACUGAUUUUUAUUUCAUGUGUAUAUUACUAAUAUUUGUCCAUGUCACAUCCAAUAUAUGCAAUAUAUUUUAUGUACAAAUCAAUAGUCUGCAAAUAAACAUUUUAUACUUUAUAAA
Messenger RNA from Dreissena polymorpha, 1850 nucleotides. RefSeq lists its product as uncharacterized. Bases 95 to 556 code for a protein of 153 amino acids. NCBI's taxonomy places the organism in Eukaryota, Metazoa, Mollusca, Bivalvia, Myida, Dreissenidae. The record is from RefSeq and is a predicted model, not a curated record. Gene Ontology annotation, biological process: positive regulation of voltage-gated potassium channel activity; regulation of synaptic transmission, cholinergic; sleep. The transcript is spliced from 3 exons.